GCAACCUCACGCUCCCAUCUUCCUGUUUGAGUGCUGCAGCUGGAAAAAUGGCAGCUGAAACAGGCAAAUAUAGGAGUGCUGUCAGCAAAAACAAAGACCCUUCUGGUCUUCUCAUCUCUGUCAUAAGGACUCUUUCCAGCAGUGACGACGUGCAGGACAGAGAGACGGAGAAAGGACGCCUGGAGGAGGCCUUUGAAACAUGCGAUAGGGAUUUAGAUAAACUGAUUGUUCAGCAUUAUGCAGAACUCACCACUGCCAUCCGGACCUACCAGAGCAUCACAGAGCGCAUCACCAGCUCCCGCAAUAAGAUUAAACAGGUGAAGGAGAAUCUGCUGUCUUGCAAAAUGCUGCUCCAUUGUAAGAGGGACGAGCUGAGGAAGCUGUGGAUAGAAGGCAUUGAACACAAGCAUGUCCUUCAGCUGCUGGAUGAAAUUGAAAGCAUCAAACAGGUUCCUCAGCGUCUGGAGACCUAUAUGGCGAGCAAGCACUACCUUCAUGCCACUGACAUGUUGGUGACAGCAGUGAAGUCCCUGGAAGGCCCCUUGUUUCAGGUUGAAGGGCUAGGAGAUCUUCGUCUGGAGCUGAAAAACAAGAAGCUUAACAUCCACUUGGUGCUAAUCGACGAGCUGCACCGGCACCUCUACAUAAAAUCCACAAGUCGCCUCGGACACAAGAACAAGGACAAAAAUGCGGGUCGAGUUUCAGGGUCCUUGACCAAAGAGACAUCUCCGAUGCCUGUUUUGGAAGUGAGCGGCCUGUCAACUCCACGGAAGCUUUUGGAUUCUUCUCAGUUCAGCACACCUGGAUCCAGCAGUGUUCGUGAACUGCAGCAGGAUAUUCGGGAUCUGAGUCAAGCAGAUCUUUCUGAAGUGGAUCCAGAGGAAAACAGUGCUGAGUUCAUGGGAAUACUCAUCAAGGCUCUUGCCAAACUGAAGAAACUUCCCGAUACCACUAAAGCCAUAAUGGAGCGACUGGAGCCUGAAUUGAAACAGAUCGUCAAGAGAUCCACCACUCAGAUAGCAGAUCACGCUUACCAGAGAGGAGAAAAUCUAGCCCAGGAGAGCCAGCCAAGGCUGCUGUUGGAACUGCUGGAGCUGCUGUUUGAGAAGUUCAAAGCGGUGGCGCAGGCGCACAGCGUGGUUCUGGUCCACAUGCAGCAGAUCGCUGCACACACUCUGGGUGUGACCCACGAGGAGGAGAUCAAGCUCUACGAGCAGGCUGAUGUGUCUGCCAAAAUCCAGACAGUGCUGCAGGUUCUGCUGAUGGAGUAUCUGGAUGUGAAGAACAGCCGCAGUUCCACUGAGCAGUCGGCUCAGCUCUCCUACGCCAGCACUGGCAGCGAGUUUGCCGCCUUCUUUGCGAAGAAAAAACCCCAGCGUGCUAAACAGUCACUGUUCAAGUUUGAGUCAUCGUCCCAUGCAAUCAGCAUGAGCGCCUACCUGAGAGAGCAAAGACGAGAACUUUACAGCAAAAGCGGAGAAUUACAAGGUGGGGCUGAUGACAACCUGAUCGAAGGUGGAGAAAUGAAGUUCGUGUGUAAGCCAGGAGCGAGGAACAUCACUGUGAUCUUCCAGCCUCUUCUAAGAUUCAUUCAGGAGAUAGAGAUGAACAUGGGCCCCAGUCAAGCCAAGCAGUGCCAGCUCCGAGCUUUCCUCACCUACUACAUUAAUGACCUCUUCCUUAACCAGGUGCGGACAGAGAUCAACAAGGAAAUCCAAGCAGUAAGUAAGGCUGCUGACCCCUUGAAAGUACUCGCUAAUGCUGACACGAUGAAGCUCCUUGGUGUCCAGAGACCACUGCUUCAGAGCACUGUGGUUGUGGAAAAAUCGAUCCAGGACCUCAUGAGCCUGAUGCAGGAUCUGAGUGCCUACUCCAACCAGUUCCUUGAGAUGGUCUGUGACAAGCUCAAAGAAUACAAGGAAAUCUGCAAUACAGCCUAUAGGGGAAUAGUCCAGUGUGAGGAAAAACUGACCAUCAGUGCUUCCUGGGCUAAAGAUGAGGAUAUAAGUCGUCUCCUCCAGUCCCUUCCAAACUGGGCAAACAUGGCGCUACCCAGACAGACGAGACAGAAGAGGGAAGAUGAAGAGGACUUUACACGUGCUGCUUUUGCUAAGGAGUCAGAGGUGCUGACGGGGAACUUGGGAGAUAAGUUAAUCCCCCAGAACGAGAUCCUGCGUGACGUCAGCGACCUCAAGGCUCUGGCCAACCUUCAUGAGAGCAUGGAGUGGCUGGCUGGUCGCCUUAAGAUGUUCUUCAACAACCUGCCUCAUGCGUCCAGUGCAACUCCAUCCACAGCAGACAGCCAGGUGCUUGGCGAGAGCGAACGUAGCAGGGAGCAGAUUCUCCAGACUCUGAGCGAUCUUUCUCGGGGCUUUCAGGAUGUUGCUGACCGUUGUCUGCUGGUUUUACAUCUGGAGGUCAGGGUGCAUUGUUUCCAUUACCUGAUCCCCCUCACCAAGCAGGGGAACUAUGCCAUUGUGGCUAAUGUGGAGAGCAUGGACUAUGACCCCCUGGUGGUCAAACUGAACAAGGACAUCUCAGCCAUAGAAGAAGCCAUGGGAGCCGCCUUGCAGCAGCACAAGUUCCAGUACAUAUUUGAAGGUCUUGGUCAUCUCAUUUCUUGCAUUCUAAUCAAUGGAGCUCAGUACUUUAAAAGGAUCAGCGAGUCUGGCAUCAAAAAGAUGUGUAGAAAUAUCUUUGUCCUCCAGCAGAACCUCACGAACAUCACCAUGUCCAGAGAGGCCGACCUCGACUUUGCCAGACAAUACUAUGAGAUGCUGUACAACACUCCAGAUGAGCUGCUGAACCUGGUGGUGGACCAGGGCGUUCGCUACACAGAGCUCGAGUACAUCAAUGCCCUGUCUCUGCUCCAUCGCAGUCAGACGGGCGUAGGGGACAUGAGCACCCAAAACACCCGUCUCCAGAGGCUGAAGGAGAUCAUCUGCGAGCAGGCCGCCAUCAAACAGGCCACCAAGGACAAAAAGAUCACAACGGUGUAGCAAAAAAAUAGAGGGGAUUACAUUGCCUUUGUUACUGGUUGCUGGUAGAUUUCUAUGAGAGUAAAGAUUGCUUUAGACAAGAUUGUGAGAAUCUGUUUUAAAGUGUGUCCUUCGUCUGUUUUGCCUGAUGUGAUUAAAAGAGUUGUGGUUGAGAGCUGACAGAUAUACAUCUUUCCAGCUCUUGAAAUGGAGAUCAUAUACAAGCAUACGCUGCACUGACUCACUCUAAUUGGGGAGUUAGGUGACAGCCAACACAACUUCAAACUUUGCAAGUCUACUUUCUAUAUCGGGUGUCUUGCAUUCUCAGUUUCCACUUAAAAGACAUAAUAAAUCCUUGCUGCUGGUCGAACCUUCUAACAGCUUUCAGCUUUCCACAACAACAGCUUCAGUUAAAACGACACCAUCCUGGACAUUCACCUGAACUCAUUCCUUGUCUCAUCUUAUUUUCCUAUUAGAACCCAAACUGCUGCUCUCAAUUACACCUCCAUCUCUCCUUUCCCGCCAGCCCCUAUAGGCUCACUGAUUCUGUCUGCAAUAACAGAUGCCAGAUUAGACUGUCUGAAUGAGACCACAUCCUCCGCCUGCUGCCAAUUUAGUUUGGUCCCCAAAGAGUUCCCUAGCAGAGAAUUGUAUCAUAUCUGUAGUUGUCAAAAAUCUGUGUAUUGGUCUGCUUUUUUUAAGUUUCUGAAGUUAACUUGUGAAGCUAUGCCAGAGUAAAUCGCAACUUUUUUAUAAAUUAUACUGUUCAGUUCUAGUAUACCAGAGCUAGUGUUUUGCAGAAGUAUUCACAUUCCUUAAACUUUUUUACAUCUUGUCAUGUUCUGACCUCAAUUUUAGUGUAUUGUAUGGGGGAUUCUUAAAUAUUUGCUCAUACUUCCUUGCAAAAUGGGUCAAGCUCAGUCAGACUGGAUGGGCUGUUAGCAUAAAUCUUCAGUAUAUUUAGGGUUGUUGUGCUGCUGGAAAGUGAACCCCAGUCACCCCAGUCUUUUGUCUUUUACAGCCACUAAAAGGUUUUCUUCUGGGAUUGAUCAGUACGUAGCCUUAUCCGUCUUCCCAUUAAUCCUGACCAAAUUUGGUGUCCCUGCUGUGGUCCCCACAGCAUGAUACUGCCUCCACCAUGCUUCAGGAAGGGCAUGAUGUUCUGGGUGAUGUGCAGGGGUAUUUGUUUGCUUCACAUUGCAUUUUGCAAGAAAGUAAAAUUUUGGUCUCCUCUUAGCAGAGCACUUUCUUCUAUAGGCUUGCUAUGUGGCUAGUGAAAAACUUAUGGUUUCAACACUCUUCCAUAAAGCCCAGGUUUGACUAUCAUGCCAACAGAUUCUCCCACCUGAUGUAAGGAUCCCCACUGCUCCUCCAGAGUUAAAUAAAAUCCUAAUAAAAUACAAUAGAGUAUGGAGUUGUAACAUCAGAAAAUGUAAAGAAAGUUCAAUGGAUAUAAAUACUUUUUGCAAGGCACUUUAUAUAUAGCAAGUGGUGGGUGUUGCAAUGCAUCCACUGCAAUCAUUUUGUAAACCGAAAAUAUAACUUUCUGUUUAAAUCUCUAAAAAUAAACCAAACACCAUAAACACAA
This is a messenger RNA of Girardinichthys multiradiatus, 4566 nucleotides long. RefSeq names its product exocyst complex component 4 (gene exoc4). The record is from RefSeq and is a predicted model, not a curated record. Lineage: Eukaryota; Metazoa; Chordata; Actinopteri; Cyprinodontiformes; Goodeidae. Gene Ontology annotation, cellular component: growth cone membrane; exocyst; synapse. Bases 48 to 2999 code for a protein of 983 amino acids. Gene Ontology annotation, biological process: chemical synaptic transmission; exocytosis; Golgi to plasma membrane transport. The transcript is spliced from 20 exons.